Messenger RNA from Drosophila elegans, 474 nucleotides. RefSeq lists its product as uncharacterized. Gene Ontology annotation, molecular function: nucleic acid binding. The record is from RefSeq and is a predicted model, not a curated record. The transcript has a single exon. NCBI's taxonomy places the organism in Eukaryota, Metazoa, Arthropoda, Insecta, Diptera, Drosophilidae. The coding region runs from base 1 to 474 and encodes 157 amino acids.
AUGACUUUAGCAGCAUCGUGGGAGUUUAAUUCCAUCCCUCCGCGAGCUCCCCACCUUGGCGGCUUGUGCGAGGCCGCAGUGAAGUCCAUGAAGACCUUGAUGAUGAAAAGCUUGGGCAACACUGGGCUAACGUACGAGGAGCUUCAAACGAUUGCAAUCGCGGCGGAGGCAAUCUUAAACUCAAGACCAAUGGCACCCCUAUCCGAAGACCCGAACGAUGGAGAGGCACUUAGCCCAGCGCACCUGCUGAUUGGGUCCUCUCAGAUGUCUGUUCCGGAGCCUUCAAUUGACAAGAGCAGACCAUCCUAUCUUACGCGGUGGCAGCGCAUAACGUACUUGAAGCAGCAGUUCUGGGAGCUAUGGAGGCGUGAUUAUUUACAUACACUUCAGGCGCGCUUCAAAUGGCUCAAGCCCGAUGCCAACAUUCAAAUUGGCCAAAUUGUAAUAAUUCAGGAGGAUAAUACACCUCCCUAG